AGACACGCACGGACAAGACUAAAAGUUAAUUGACGAAAGAAUAAUAUGAUAAUAUGCACGAAACACCGUUUCGAGGGAGUCAAUAUUAUAAUAUAAUUAUUGGACGCUGUUUAAAUUUUUAUUGAACGUCGUAAAAAAAAAAAAAAAACGACUGCCGUGGAAAUUCACACGCGCGCGCGAUGAACCGACGACGGAUGUGUCCCCGCCGCCGCGGCCUGGCAAUAUCGAAACACGUUUACAAUUUUCGGGUUUUGGGUUUCGUGCCCGAAAAACGGUUUCACGCCGCACGUUCCGACUCCCACCGCCUCACGGCUACCAGGACGUAUCCACCCAACGUACAUCUAAUACCCAGGUAUAUGUUCGAGACCGGACGUCGUUGCAAUGAUAAUGAUAAUAUAUUUAUUAUAUGGAACGCCGCGGCGGUGUGCUGCACUCGGGAUACGAAUAGCUACGACUCUUCAAAACACACACGCGGAUAAUUUAAUAUAAUUUAAUAUUUUUCAACUCGUCGACGAGAGUGAAAGGAUGAGCGCGGCGUCGGGUCAUCGGACGGCCUACUUUCUCCGGUCCACGUGGAUCGCUCCGCUCGACCUAAACACGGUUACACGGGCAUAGGUGUGGAUACCUAUAACCCGAACCACCGUGCAGACGUACCUAUAAUAUGCUAUAUCCGAUACGCAGUGCACGGUCGCCGGACGUCGACAGCGGACGGGCUUUUAGAUUUUUUUACGCGUUCCCGGCCGAACCCGCCCCUUUGCCGCUACAGUAUCGCGGCUGCGGUGGGGGUCGCCGCAGGAUGAGACUCCGAUGGUUUUCCAUGCCGCUGGUCGUCGGCUUCAUGCUCUUCCUGUGCGUCGUCCUGUUGGCCGUUAACUUUUUCGAACUCAACUGGAUCCAGUACGAGCACAACAAGUUCCAUCACGAACAAGAGCCGUACGGCAGGCCGCCGCCGUCGCCGUUGUCGUCUCAAAGGCACGUGGAGGCUGCGAAAAGGCCCUCGUACAUUGUCCUGGCGAAACACGCCGAUGCUGGACACUUGGUGCACGUUUUCGACGUGUUCAACGUUUACGGGUACACGAGAAGACCGUUCGACAAAAAAGUGGAAUGGGACGUUAUAUGGGCUCACGAAUAUCCGUUCAAAGUGUACGCUGACCAAAUCAUGUUUUCCGAUUUGAAACCUCAUCAAAAAGUCAACCAUUUUCCUGGUGUAGGUUUUAUAACGAACAAAAUUGAUUUGGCAACAUCGAACAUAAAAUAUGUACCUCCAGCUUUUCACAUGCCGAAAGAAAAAUCAAAAUUUUUCACGUUUGCCAAACAGUAUCCUCAUAAACUGUUCGUUCAAAAGCAGAACAACCACCGUGGCAUUAAAAUUAAAUCAAUCAAAGAAUUGGACUUCAAUUCGAACGGUACAUUUAUUCAGGAGUAUAUUGAUAAUCCUCUGUUGAUUGAUGGAUAUAAAUUUGAUAUUGGAGUGUAUACAAUCAUUACGUCCAUAGAUCCUCUCAGGGUUUAUAUAUACAACGGCGACAUUUUAUUCAGGUUUUGCCCGGAAAAAUAUCAUCCGUUCGAUCCCGACAACAUAGACAAAUAUGUAAUUGGAGAUGACUAUUUACCAACGUGGAAUGUUCCGUCUCUAAAAAAAUAUUACGUUGAUCAAGGAGCUUCGAUGAAAGUCUCCGUCGAAUCUCAUCUGAAAGCUCAAGGAAGGGAUGCCACAAAAAUAUGGGACCAAUUGGAAGACGCCAUACGAGUCGUAUGUUUGGAAAAAGAAUCGAUGAUAAGAAACCUAAUGCGAAAUUAUAAGUCGAAGACGAAUUUUUUCGAAAUGGCACGUUUUGAUUUUGUUGUCGAUAACGAUCUAAAGGUGUAUAUAAUGGAGGUCAACAUGUCGCCAAAUUUGUCAUCGGCUCAUUACAAACCAAAUCGUUUACUUUACGAACAAGUGUUAUUCAAUUUAUUUGCUAUUGUUGGCCUGACUCAUUUUGAACGCAAAGGAGACAGUAUGGCGGUGUCCACGAAAAACAUCGUCGCAUACCCGGAAAAGUGCGCCAGACUGAAUUGUGACCAGUGCGAUUCGGAAGACUGCCUACUGUGCAAACCUUGCAUGGACUGGGACACAAAAGUCCAAUUUACAAAUGCCUAUCGGGAAUACAUCGAUCGGCACGACUGCAAAAGAGUUUUCCCGCCAAAAUUUAAUCCGAACUUUUUGAACAACUCCGAAGACCUUAGCAGCUAUAGUCUGAAAACGCGUUUGAUGUAUAAAUGGUUCAAAGGAAAAUGCAUCGCGGACACGGAAUGGUGUUGAUAAUUCAAAAAACUGUGUUUCGCUAGAAACCGUGAAAAGAGGCAAGUCACUUCUACUUUUAAUCAAAACGAAAGCCAUAUUUAGUUUUUUUUUUUUUUUUAUUGUUUUUAUAUUAUUAUGUAAUGUUUUAAUUAAAAAAUUACAAUAAGUUAAUUUAUUUA
Messenger RNA from Metopolophium dirhodum (rose-grain aphid), 2466 nucleotides. It is a transcript of the gene TTLL15, whose product is annotated as probable tubulin polyglutamylase ttll-15. The record is from RefSeq and is a predicted model, not a curated record. Gene Ontology annotation, biological process: protein modification process. The transcript is spliced from 9 exons. Bases 662 to 2305 code for a protein of 547 amino acids. NCBI's taxonomy places the organism in Eukaryota, Metazoa, Arthropoda, Insecta, Hemiptera, Aphididae.